ACGGCAGGACUUGACCGGAUAAACGAAGAGCCCCGACACCGUCCCCACCCGCACCAGGCCUCGACGAGCCCGCCGUCGACGAGCCCGCCAGGCCGUGGCCACCCCUAGCGCAGCGACUAAGGCCAGGGCGGAGGCGAGGAACCAGCCGGGCCGGGCCUUGGGCAGGGCGAGGAGGCCGGAGUCACCCAUAACGACUGCAGCUCCAGCAAGAGCGAGCCUGCAAAAGGCGCGUCGGGCGGAAGGGGGGCGUUAUCAGAGAAGCAGGCAGGCGGCUCCCUGGUGGGGAUGGGCUUUCUUGCUGCACUCUUUCAUUGCUGGGCAAGGUGGAAUGUUGCACCCCCUGCCGUCGGCAGAGGGCGAUUUUGAGAGGAUUUCGUACGUAAGGCAUGGCUCAAACUGGACCAGAUUCAGGAAUGUGGGACAGUAACUUUUAUUUAAUUCCAAUUCAGAAGCCAAAACGGCGUGAACGAGCUUUCGAGAAUCCUGUUAACUCUUCAGGCUGGCUGUUCAGUACUAAAAGGAGGAGACAGUGGAACAUCUAACUAUGGAAGAUAAUGGAGUGAAAGGAAACAUAAUUUUUGUUCCUUUCAGAACAGAUGAAGAGCAAAGUAAUUUGACUAACAUGAGGUCAUAAUGGACUGCUGGCUGUGAUGACUGGUACUUCUGACAUCAUAAUGAGGACCUUGGCAACAGCUGACGCAUAAACACAGAAGCCAUUGCUUUGUGAACUCACACUAACCUUGGCUGACCAAGCAAAAGUGUUACCUGGUGAACUCUCUCUGCAUCUGAAGUUUGAAGUAUCUGGAGUCUUGAUCUCAAGCUCUCAGCUUGAGCCCAGGAUACUGAGCUGGGACCAGAGGUUCCAACUGUCCCGUGGCUUCUCUUUACAUACUAAACUGAUAUCCUUUCAAGACUUUGUCUCAGCUUACUUGAACUAUUCAAUUAGGACUCCACAGAAGGCUUAAAUCCUAUCUUUCAAGGAUAGAGGGACAAAACCCAAGUUCUGAGACUUGACAAAAGAAGAAGCAAGAGGACUUGGUGAAAAAGAGAGCCAAAGCAAGAUGGGAGACUGGAAAGCCUACAUCAACACCAUCCUGAAGGACAAAAACAUUGAAGAUGUAGCCAUUGUGGGACAUUCUGACAAUAAGUCAGUAUGGGCGUCUAAACCAGGAGGCCUCCUGGCAGCCAUCUCUCCUCAGGAAGUGGGAGUGAUCACUGGAAAGGACAGAAAGGCAUUCCUGCAGAGUGGAAUCACCAUAGCUGGCAAGAAGUGCAGUGUGAUCCGUGACAAUUUGCUAGUGGAUAAAGAUGCUGUGAUGGACACUAGAACCAAAGGUGGCGACAGCAAAUCUAUCUGUAUUGGGAAGACUGCAAAAGCUCUCAUCUUCCUCAUGGGCAAGAAGGGAGUCCACGGAGGCGCUCUUAAUAAGAAGAUGCAUGACUUGAUAGCAAGCAUGAAAGCAAAAGGCAGCUAAAGACUGACUUGCAGCUCAGCCAUUUUUCUCCUGGCUCAAGGAUGUGGGGCAAUUAUCAUUAGCUUAAAAUAAAAGGCAUUUACACAG
Molecule: messenger RNA, 1562 nt
Organism: Heteronotia binoei (common prickly gecko)
Lineage: Eukaryota; Metazoa; Chordata; Lepidosauria; Squamata; Gekkonidae
Gene: PFN3
Product: profilin 3
Exons: 2
Coding region: 1062-1475 (137 amino acids)
Biological process (GO): actin cytoskeleton organization; positive regulation of actin filament bundle assembly; regulation of actin filament polymerization
Cellular component (GO): cytoplasm
Molecular function (GO): actin binding
Source: RefSeq, a predicted model, not a curated record